UCACCCCCUUCCCCCAACACACCCCCCUAUUUGUGAACCACUAUCCCUCUGAACUCUGAAGCAAAGUUCAAAAUCACCCAACCAAAACCCUAGGUUCUCACUGCAACGGUUCUGCCGCAGUGCCGCCGUCGUCCGAUUUGUCGGCGACUCCGCGUCCUCUCUUGUAGCUCGGCGUCCUCCUUCUCCCUGUCCCCGUCCUCCCUGGCUUCUCUGUUCGAGGCUUGGAGCAGCUCGCCGCCGUUUCGCCGGUCUCCGUCGUUUCGCCUGUCGCCGUCGUUUCGCCGGUCGCCGUCCGUGUCUCUGUCGAAGGUGAACCAGUGACCCGGUGACUCGGUCAUAUGACCGGGUCAAUAUGCUUGAAAAUUUUUACACUGAAAAUUUUAUAUUGAAAUUUUUUUUUUAGUUUCAAAUUUUCAGAAAUAUAAAAACAUUACACAAUAUACACCUCCUCCAAAUACCUGCCAGAUAUUUGGGCUUAAAAGCUCCUUUCGCAUAAUAGACCUCACCAUCAAUUCAAUUCCGCUGAUGCCGUACAUGUUCUGGCAACUCCGCCGGUGGGAACUCAAAAUCCUAUUCUACCCAAGCACAGCCACUCUCCUCCGAACUCCAACCACAUGCUUCCUGCAUUCCCUUUCGGACCCACCCCACUGGAAACCACCAUCACCACCACGGCCGAUCGUUUAUCUUCAGAAUCUCCUCAAGUUCCGGAGGGACAAGCCCGCCAUCGAAGUGGAGCGAGCACUCGACCUAUGUGGGUUCCAGCUUAGCGACAAACUCGUCUUCGAAGUGCUUAAACGGCAUCAUUCUGAUUGGAGGCCCGCCCUUGUGUUCUUUAAUUGGGCUUGUAAAGCGAGUCCCGAGCAAAAUGGGUAUGUGCCAAGUUCCGUUGUUUUCAAUGAGAUUGUGGAUAUUCUCGGGAAGAUGAAGCGGUUUGAGGAGCUCUACCAGGUGCUCGAUGAAAUGUCCCAUAGACAGGGUGUCAUGAACGAGUUGGUUUUUUCCACAUUGAUUCGUAGGUAUGUGGGUGCACAUAAGGUGGAGGAAGCUGUUGGAAUAUUCUAUAGGAGGAAAGAGUUUGGAUUGGAGAUUGAUUCUGAAGCAUUUAGGACCCUCUUGAUGUGGUUGUGCAGGUACAAGCAUGUAGAAGAUGCAGAAACUUUGUUUCGCAGCAAGGUGAAUGAGCUUCCACCUGAUAUAAAGUCCUGGAACGUGAUCCUCCAUGGUUGGUGCAUCUUAGGGAACACACAUGAGGCGAAGAGGUUGUGGAAAGACAUAUUGGCAUCUAAGUGCAAGCCGGAUCUUUUCACUUAUGCAACAUUUAUCAAGGCAAUGACCAAGAAGGGGAAGCUCGGCACUGCACUGAGGUUGUUCCAUGGCAUGUGGGAUAAAGGUUGCAAGCCCGAUGUUGUGAUAUACAACUGCAUCGUUGAUGCUCUUUGUUUCAAAAAGAGGGUUCCCGAGGCAUUGGAAGUUUUCAAGUGCAUGAGCGAAAGGGGCGUUGAACCUAAUGUGGCUACUUACAACUCCUUGAUCAAACACAUGUCUAAGAUUCGGCGAAUGGAGAAGGUAUAUGAGCUAGUGAGUGAUAUGGAAAGGAGGAAGGGGAGUUGUUUGCCUAAUGCUGUUACUUAUAGCUACUUGCUGGGUUCCUUGAAGGAGCCGAAGGAAAUUCCUGUGAUUUUGGAGAGGAUGGAGAGAAAUGGGUGUAGCAUGAAUGAUGAUGUUUACAACUUGGUUUUGAGGUUGUACAUGGAAUGGGAUGACCAGGAUGGGGUGAGAAGAACAUGGGAAGAGAUGGAAAGGAAUGGAUGGGGACUAGAUAGGCGAUCUUAUACAAUCCUGAUUCAUGGGCACCUCGAAAAUGGGAGGACGAAGGAUGCCUUGCGCUAUUUUAGGGAGAUGGUGUCUAAGGGAAUGGAGCCUGAGCCCAGAACUGAGAAACUGUUGAGUUCCGUGAACAUUCAGUCAAAAGAAAGAACAGAAAAACAAAAAGGAUGAUGGUAUUGGAGUUAUCUAGUGAUCCAAUUCUUCCAAUAACUUCAUUGCCAUUGGUUCGGGUUCUCUGAGUCGAAAAUAGCCAACAGUAAUAUAUCUUUAGGCAUUGAGUGCUAAUAUACUGAGAUGCAUAGGAUGUUGAUUUGGUUGAAUUUUCGAACAUUGAGAUAUCUUGCCAAACUCUUUAGAUUGUCAAGAAGCAAGGAAAAAAGAUAACCCGACACCAAAUUUUAUGAUUCGAGAUUUUAUGUUAAUUAGAGGGUCCAGAAAUUAGAAGGCUGGGGUUAUUUUGCUCC
This is a messenger RNA of Arachis stenosperma, 2291 nucleotides long. RefSeq names its product putative pentatricopeptide repeat-containing protein At3g15200. The transcript is spliced from 3 exons. Lineage: Eukaryota; Viridiplantae; Streptophyta; Magnoliopsida; Fabales; Fabaceae. Gene Ontology annotation, molecular function: protein binding. Bases 526 to 1998 code for a protein of 490 amino acids. The record is from RefSeq and is a predicted model, not a curated record.